Messenger RNA from Nelumbo nucifera (sacred lotus), 1341 nucleotides. The record is from RefSeq and is a predicted model, not a curated record. Lineage: Eukaryota; Viridiplantae; Streptophyta; Magnoliopsida; Proteales; Nelumbonaceae.
ACUCUAAAGCCCUGAGACCCCGUAAAACCACAUAACCACUCCAAGUCUAAGCUAACAACAUUUCAAAUAAUACAUAAACGAAACGCAUCCUCUUUUCACGGAUACGCGCUUUGUUUUGCUUUUUGUUCCUGCGGAACAUUCGGUGUUGCAUGUGAGGAGUCGGUGGAGGGGCCAUGACUUCAGCUUCCCUGCAAUUAAUUAGACCAUGAGGAACCAAAAAGCUCUUCCUGUGUUCAAUUCCUUGAUUUAAUUAGUUAAUUUAUAUCUCAAGUCAAGAACUCUUUUUGGUGUCUGAAAACGACGAUAAAUGGGCAUCCGGGUCGUCUUACAACAGUUUGAAGGAUCAACUGGACGUUUUAAAUGUUAUAUUACAAAAUUUAUUUUUAAUUAACCGAACUCGUUUGUUCAUGAUUAAGCUCCUUUUUUUUUUUAUUGCUGCAAGUACAGGUACAGCCAUGAAUGCCCACAUCCCGCUUGUAUAUAAGCCUCAAUAGUUCAGAGUCUUUGAUCAACAGAAACACGCACAGGAAAGAGAGAAAGAGAGAGACAGAUGGAGUUAAAGUUCACCGAAGAGAAGGCAGCCAGCAAGAGGGAAGGCCAGUUGUCGAGAGGGCGCAGCCAGAAGACUGUACGGUGCAAUCUAGUGGAAGCGAUUGCGCAGGUCCACGGCGGGGGAGUGGUUUCUCGUAGCGGUGAGGAUGGGAUGGUGCGGAUGAAGAUUGUGGUGAAGAAGAAGGAGCUGAAGCAGAUGGUGGCAAUGAUGGGAGGUUCUAAUAACGCUACCAACGGCGUCAAUCAUCAAACACCUUCCAUCUCGUCCUUCUCUUCAUUGUCAUCACUGUUAUCGUCGACAACAUUAGAACAGAGGCUAAAAAUUUUGCGCAGGAGGCAUUUCAAGAAAGCCGAUCAGGAGAAGGGAAGCCGCAGCUCAUGGAGGCCUGUUCUCCAGAGCAUCCCUGAAGAGUAGUUGCUUUGAUUUAAGCUAGAUUUAAUUUGUCCCUGUUUUCUUUCUGUCUAACAUCCUGAUAACCGAUCUUUGUAUAAUUCAGUGCAUUUAUCUUAUUUAAUUCUUAAUUAGAGAAAGCCUCAUACCUGUAGCUGUCUAUUUAGGCUUCUUUGUCACUAAUUUUUUCAGCUUCAAACAAAAUAAUUUAAAGCGAGUGAAGUUGCAGGGCCAUGGCCAUCUGAUGGAAUUCAUCAUUUCAUUUCUUCAGAACCUGUAAAAAAACAUUGUUGAAUCUUCACUCCAAAUACAUAAAUCUUAUUGCCCUAGAAACCAUUGGAUAUUCCUCACUACUUUAUUCUGGUAAAACUAAAAAUUUGCAAAUAGAGAGCCUUAUU